AUGUCAUCGGACGAUACCCCUACUCGUGAUGUAGGUCCAUUGGCAGUACUUUGCGUCGUCUGCCUCUCGCACAACCGCGCCGGCGCAGCCGUCAUCAUCUGCCACCCAUGGACCUCUAUCAAGGAGCAAUCCCCUGCCAACUACGUCCAGGUAUUGACGGACGCUGGAUUUACCUGUCUUACCUACGAUUCCGCAUACCAGGGUGAGUCCGAGGGCCUGCCUCGAGGCCUUGAGGAUUGUGCCCAGCGCGUGGAAGAUAUCAAGUCGACUGUCACGUACCUCACAGGACGGAAAGACGUCGACUCCAACAAGAUCGGCGUCCUCGAUAUCUGUGCGUUGGCCGGAUAUGCAUCAUUCGCAACCAGACCGACCUGCGCAUCAAAAAGCCUGUGCAACAUCUGCCGCCGUCUACGCGGGCACCAUGAGGUCACAGCCAAGGACCGCGACAGCGAUGGCACGGCUGAGAAAGUGCCCAUUGUCUUCAUGUUCCCUGACAAGCCUGACGCGGCGGGCUCUAAGCUAGUGGAAUACUUUGAAAAAGAGCUUUAG
Molecule: messenger RNA, 549 nt
Organism: Aspergillus tanneri
Lineage: Eukaryota; Fungi; Ascomycota; Eurotiomycetes; Eurotiales; Aspergillaceae
Product: alpha/beta hydrolase
Exons: 3
Coding region: 1-549 (182 amino acids)
Source: RefSeq, a predicted model, not a curated record